CGCAUGCGCGGUAGUUUGCGAUAAUCACGUUACAACAACGGGAUUUAGCAUUUCCAAGAUGGCGCGGCACAUAAAUUGGGAAGAAGCACGCAGUAUUCUACGCAAAUUACGUGAGGAGCAGGUUAGAGAUGGAGACACUGUGGUUCAACUCUGGGAGAGAGUCCUCAUGGAACAGAGUGACAAGCUUGGAGAUGAAUCUUGGAUGGUACAUGAACAAGUGUGCAUAGCUGCCUUAGACUGCCAAAGAUUAGAUCUUGCUGACGCUUGUAUUGAAACCUUGGAGUCAAAGUUUCCCCACAGUAUCCGUGUUCAGAGGUUAUGGGGGAUGUACUACGAAGCAGAAGAACGGUAUGAAAAGGCUGACGACAUGUACCAAAAGAUCAUUGAACAGGACAGCACAAACAUGUUUGCCAGGAAGAGACAAGUAGCCAUACUUAAAGCUCAACAGAAAACUACAGAAGCUAUAGAGAAGCUCAAUGAAUACCUCAAGAAGUUUAUGACGGACUAUGAAGCGUGGAUGGAACUCUGUGAUCUGUACCUCGAGGAACAUGACUACAACAAUGCAGCAUUCUGUGUGGAAGAACUCAUCAUGUCAAAUCCUCACAAUCAUCUCUUCCAUCAAAAAUAUGCAGAGAUAAGAUAUACGCAAGGUGGAAACGACAACAUGGAACAAUCAAGAGCCUAUUUCUCCCAGGCUGUGAAGCUCAACCCUAACAACACCCGGGCACUUUAUGGCUUGUUCCUGGCUGCCACCAGUCUAGCCAUGAGUACAGGGAAAGGCCUUAAGGAGAAACAGAUGAACAGCAAGUACGCAGCAUGGGCUGCCGAGCAGAUAGUGUUUAAAUACAAGUCGUACCUGUCUGAGGAGCAACUACGAGACAUGAGAAUCCUAGAGUCUAUAGAGAAAAUGUUGGAGUCCCUCAACUCGUCAGUGGGCAGCUAAAUUGCACAACCAAGAACAAAUAACUGAAUAGACAAGCUUGGAGCAGCCUUUCUGUCAGGAGGAUGACAGUAAAUGAAACAGCUUGGUCCACAAGUUUUAUUAAUUUGUCUCUUGUCAUUGAGUCCAAGGAAAUGGUAAGGCAAGUUAGGGUAGAUGUUUGCCAUGGUUACAGUUUGGAUGUAAAUGAUAAGUUUCAACAUUCAGUUAUUUCUAUAUUAAUCAGAGUCAAUAUUGCUGAAAAUGAGAGGACACUGGCUUCAGAAUGAAGUGCAAUAUAAAGUGCGGUACAGCUUUCAGUACCUGUCUCGAGGGUGCUUGUCAAUAAGAGUUGACUAAUGGGAUUGGUAGGUCAGACUUGCUGGUUGAUGGAUGUAAUUGUAUCCUAAAAGUGUAAAUGGAUGCUCUAGAUGUCAAUCACUAGAUUAUCUGACUCAGACUGAAUUUUAGCUGUAAGGGAUUAAGGAAGCUGCCUUGUUUCCUAAGAAAGGGGCCUGGGAACUAGGGGUAAGAGAGUUCAAGUGGAUUGUUACUAGGCAUGUGUAUACAUCAUUUAUGAAGAAUAUCUGAUAACAUCUGAACAUUUUCUGAAAUGGAUUUUUCUUGGCCCCUAUUACUAUUUUCUGUGAAAGCCCUGUUCCCCUCUACAUAAUGAGAAGACGAGUCCUUAAACAUGGGUAGAAAUUAAGGUCUCACUCAAGUGAGAUUAUUUGAAAAGAACAUUACAUUACUGGACUUGUAUCUUCUAUGGGCAUUUCAAUUUUGUUAUUUUGUAAGUAUGAAUUAAGGAAGUUAACUUUAUGUUGCAUGUAAUGUGAAUGAUGCAAAUGAAUGAAUGCAUAUGAUUUGGGUAAGCUGUGGUGGGGGGUUAUCUGGGUGAAACAAAGAAGUCCCUACAGCGUGUGGAGUGAAUGGUUUGUGCCUGUAAUAUACACAUGGUUGUCCAGCAGGCACUUUGCUUGCUGUAGGAAUUUUCUAUGUCAACUGACGUUCUGUUGAUCUCUUUUCUAAUGAAAUAAGGCUACAUACCAUGCGUACAGAUGUAUUUAUUGCAAAUGAAAUUGUAAAUAUUUCAUGUCACUCAUUGUAAUAUGUCAGUGUUGAAAAAUCUAUGAAAUAUCCCAUGUCAAA
Messenger RNA from Haliotis rubra (blacklip abalone), 2071 nucleotides. RefSeq names its product ER membrane protein complex subunit 2-like. The coding region runs from base 59 to 943 and encodes 294 amino acids. Lineage: Eukaryota; Metazoa; Mollusca; Gastropoda; Lepetellida; Haliotidae. The transcript is spliced from 10 exons. Gene Ontology annotation, cellular component: EMC complex. Gene Ontology annotation, biological process: protein folding in endoplasmic reticulum. Gene Ontology annotation, molecular function: protein binding. The record is from RefSeq and is a predicted model, not a curated record.